AUGGCGCCGACAAGAGGUCAAAUCCAGACGCCUGGAGAAGCUGGUAAGCAGUUGUUGCUCUCUUCAAUUCUUUGGGUUCCACGGCUUUCGUCUGCUGCUACUGCUGCUGCUGUUGCUGCUGUUACCCCUGGUCUUGCACUCUGCAGCGUCCGUCAUCCUUCAGCGCUUGCGAGAAUCGCAUACCUCUCCAGCGACGUCGUCGUCUCCGUCCAGCCUUCGCUGGCCAAGGACUCGGAGUUCUCAUCCCACCUUAAGCGCUACGUCGCUCGCAACGACAAGAGCCUCGUCGCGAAGUCUUCAGUCACAGAGGUCCAACACGUAAGGCACAAUGCCGACCCCCUCCUCUCCGUCUUUGCGCCCACUCGCGCCGGCAAGCUCGUCGCCGUAACGACCUCUUCUACCGUUCUCCUUCCCGCCAUCUCCCACCUCUACAAGUUGGCAAACUACCCCGUCGUCCUUCACGUCGCCCUUCAGCCCGCUGGCUUCCCCGACUUCUCCGCCAUCACAGCUAUCCGCAACUCGGGAUGGACUUUCUUGCAGUCAGAGUCUCUCCAGGAGGCUCAGGAUAUGGCACUGACGGCACAUGCCCUCGCCCUCCGCUCCGGCAAGGGUGUUGUGCACUUCUUCGCCUCGUCGAGCAGCGACGACGAUGCUGCCAUUGAGGCAGAGGACCCUGAGGUUGUGCGCCAGAUUCUCGACGUUGACGCUGCGAGGCGGUUCCAGCAGCCGUCCAACGGCUCUGCCGCGUCGGCUGUCGGUAUCUAUGCCGAUGACGGCCGACUGCCGGUGGCCUCUGACCGAUCCGACGUGCCGCCGACCGGCUCCUCCCCCAUUAGUGGUCUGAGCUCUUCCGAACUCGCAUCGUCCGUGCACUCCAAGCUCGAGUCAUCCAGGGCCUCGGUCCAGUCCAGCGCCGAGCACAGCGUCACCGACAGCCCACCCUCUGUCGUCUCCUCCAACGCCACCACGAUCGAGUCGUCCCUCCCCGUCGUCUCGUCUGAGGAUAUCCUCAAGUAUGCCAACGGCAUCUGGGCUCAGAUUAAGAGGAUCACCGGCCGUGAAUACCAGGCCUUCUUCUAUGCCGGACCCACGAAUGCAGAGAACUGCCUCUUUGUCUUUGGCUCUGGAGCCUACUACUUUGGUGAUGUGAUUGACCAGGCCCGCCGUGGAGGUGACUUCUCCAAGGUCGGCAUCCUCACCCCCAGACUGUACCGCCCCUGGCUCAGCUCCUCUCUCAUCGAGGCUUUGCCCAAGUCUGUGAAGCGCAUUGCCGUCCUUGAGCAGGUCCACCGCAAGACCACAAAGUGGGGCCCCGUCCUCAUCGAUGUUCUCACCAGUGUGAAGAGCGGCCCUGGUGGUGUGCAGACCGUUGUCGGCUACCAGCUUGGCUACAUUGACCCCAAAACUGUCAUCCAGGCUCUUCGUGGCGUCCUGCAGAACCUGACUUCCGAGUCCCCUGUUCAGAAUCUUGAGAUCGGCCGCAAGGAGGUUCCCCAAGAGGUUCUCGAAUACGGUCUUGAGAAGCCCCAGGUCGAGAACUCGUACACCAAGAUUCUUGACCAGCUCUUUGGCCAGAGAGCCUACAUUGCCAAUGCCCUCAAGGCUAGCAAUGCCGGCAUCAACUCCUCCAUCCAGGCCAGCCCUGAGUUCGGCUUCGGUUCCCUCUUGGCUCGCAAGGAGCGUCGCGUGCGCUUCGUCAACGAGGUCAAGGAGGCUGCCAACAGCAACCAGUUCGUGACAGAUUCUCCUAAGAGCUGGCUCGCCCGCUGGGCAGCUAACGAGGCCGACUCCAAGAAGGCCAACGAGAUUGCCGACGACUUGAUCCCCCGGCUUGAGACUGAUGGCUCUUCCAUUGCCCGCAACCUAUUGUCCAGCAAGCGACUGUUCCGCAAGGAGUCCCUGUGGCUUGUGGGAUCCGAUGCCUGGGCCUACGAUCUCGGCAACUCUGGUGUGCACCACGUCCUGGCCUCUGGCGAGAACGUCAACAUGCUCAUUAUCGACUCGACCCCCUACUCGGAGCGUGCCGCUGCCGAUGCCAACCGUCGCAAGAAGGACAUUGGCCUGUACGCCAUGAACUUUGGCAACGCUUACGUCGCCUCUACUGCCGUCUACGGCUCCUACACCCAGGUGCUUCAGGCCAUGCUCGAGGCCGACCAGCACAACGGUCCCUCCGUCGUCUUGGCCUACCUGCCCUACUUUGGCGAGACCGAUUCUCCUCUCACCGUUCUCCAGGAGACCAAGAAGGCGAUUGACGUCGGCUACUGGCCUCUGUACCGCUGGAACCCCGCCAACGAGGCCAAGGGCGAGCCCAACUUCACCCUCGACUCUGAGCGUAUCAAGAGCGAGCUCAAGGCCUUUUUGGACCGCGACAACCAGCUCACCCAGAUCAUGCAGCGCGACCCCGUCUUCGCUGCCAACCUGUCGCAGGACUUUGGCUCCGAGGUCCGGGCUCAGCAGAAGCGCAAGGCAAAGGAUGCCUACGACCAGCUUCUUGAGGGUCUCUUUGGCGCUCCCUUGACCGUGUUGUACGCCUCUGACAACGGUAACGCUACCAACGUUGCCAAGCGUCUCGGUAACCGCGGCAAGGCUCGUGGUCUUAAGACCAAGGUCUUCGUCAUGGAGGACUACCCCCUUGAGGACUUGCCUUCUGAGGAGAACAUCAUCUUCGUGACCUCGACCGCCGGACAGGGAGAGUUCCCCCAGAACGGUCACGCUCUCUGGACCGCCCUCAAGGACAACACCGAGCUCGACCUCGCCAACGUCAACUACUCCGUAUUCGGUCUCGGUGAUCGUCACUACUGGCCCCGCAAGGAGGACAAGAUCUACUACAACAAGCCUGCAAAGGACCUUGACCGUGUUCUGUCCAACCUCGGUGGCAAGAGACUUGCUGACGUCGGUCUUGGUGACGACCAGGACCCCGAUGGAUACCAGACUGGCUACCAGGAGUGGGAGCCCAAGAUCUGGCGCGCCUUGGGCGUCGACAACGUCGAUGGUCUUCCCGAGGAGCCUGCUCCCAUUACCAACGAGGACAUUAAGAUUGCCUCCAACUUCCUCCGUGGUACCAUUGUCGAGGGUCUCAACGACCCCUCGACUGCUGCCAUCUCUGCCGCUGACCAGCAACUAACCAAGUUCCACGGUACCUACAUGCAGGACGACCGUGACGUCAGAGAUGAGCGCAAGGCCAUGGGCUUGGAGCCCGCCUACUCCUUCAUGAUCCGUUGCCGUCUGCCUGGUGGUAUCUCUACCCCCUUGCAGUGGGUGCAGAUGGACGACAUCGCCAACGAGCUCGGUAACGAGACCAUGAAACUCACCACCCGUCAGACCUUCCAGUUCCACGGUGUCGUCAAGGGUAAGCUUAGACCCGCCAUGCAGGCCAUCAACAGAGCGCUCAUGACCACCAUCGCCGCUUGCGGUGAUGUCAACCGUAACGUCAUGUGCAGUUCUCUGCCUACCCAGUCCAAGUACCACAGGGAGGUCUGGGCCAGCUCCAAGAAGAUCAGCGACCACCUGCUGCCUUCGACCACCGCCUACCACGAGAUCUGGCUCGCCGAUGAGAACGACACGAAGACCCAGAUCGCCGGUGACGCGGUACAGGACUUUGAGCCUCUGUACGGACCCACCUACCUGCCCAGAAAGUUCAAGAUCACCAUUGCCAUUCCUCCCCACAACGACACCGACGUCUACGCUCAUGACAUUGGUCUCAUUGCCAUUAAGGGCAAGGAUGGUAACCUCGAGGGUUUCAACCUCAUUGCCGGUGGUGGUAUGGGUGCCACGCACAACAACAAGAAGACGUACCCCCAGAUCGGUCGCAUGUUCGGCUUCGUCAAGACGGACCAGGUCCACAUUGCUUGCGAGAAGAUCAUGCUCGUCCAGCGCGACCACGGCGACCGCAAGAACCGCAAGCACGCCCGUCUCAAGUACACCAUUGACGACAUGGGCGUCGACGUCUUCCGCGGCAAGGUCGAGGAGCUUUGGGGACAGAAGUUCGAGAAGGAGAAGCCCUUCGAGUUCAAGUCCAACGUUGACACGUUCGGCUGGCAAAAGGACGAGACAGGACUCAACCACUUCACCUUCUUCAUUGAGAACGGCCGCAUCGAGGAUACUCCCGAGUUCCAGAUGAAGACUGGUCUCCGUGAGAUUGCCAAGGUGCACAAGGGCGAAUUCCGCCUCACGGGUAACCAGCACUUAAUUCUCAGCAACGUCGCCGACGAGGACCUCGACUCCAUCAAGGACCUCAUGAAGAAGUACAAGCUCGACAACGUCCACUUCUCCGGCAUGCGCCUCAGCUCGUCGGCCUGUGUCGCCUUCCCUACUUGCGGUCUCGCCAUGGCCGAGUCGGAGCGCUACCUGCCUGUACUGAUCACCAAGCUCGAGGACUGCCUCGAGGAGAACGGUCUGCGUCAGGACUCUAUCGUCAUGCGCAUGACAGGUUGCCCCAACGGUUGCGCGCGUCCCUGGCUCGCCGAGGUUGCCUUUGUCGGAAAGGCGUACGGCGCGUACAACAUGUACCUCGGUGGUGGUUACCACGGCCAGAGACUGAACAAGCUGUACCGCCAGAGCAUCAAGGAGGACGAGAUCUUGGCCAUCAUGAAGCCGCUGCUCAAGAGAUACGCGACUGAGAGAGAGACUGGCGAGAGGUUUGGUGACUUCUGCAUUCGCGUUGGUGUUAUCAAGGGCACCAAGGAGGGUCGGGAUUUCCACGAAGGGGUUUCCGAAGAAGAGUCUGACGAGGAAUAA
Molecule: messenger RNA, 4737 nt
Organism: Colletotrichum paranaense
Lineage: Eukaryota; Fungi; Ascomycota; Sordariomycetes; Glomerellales; Glomerellaceae
Product: sulfite reductase hemoprotein
Exons: 4
Coding region: 1-4737 (1578 amino acids)
Biological process (GO): amino acid biosynthetic process; sulfate assimilation
Cellular component (GO): sulfite reductase complex (NADPH)
Molecular function (GO): sulfite reductase (NADPH) activity; heme binding; sulfite reductase (ferredoxin) activity
Source: RefSeq, a predicted model, not a curated record